Molecule: messenger RNA, 1293 nt
Organism: Kwoniella botswanensis
Lineage: Eukaryota; Fungi; Basidiomycota; Tremellomycetes; Tremellales; Cryptococcaceae
Exons: 1
Coding region: 1-1293 (430 amino acids)
Source: RefSeq, a predicted model, not a curated record
AUGGACCAGUACACGAUUCACAUCGUAGAGGAAGAGAAAGGCAAGGAAGAUUGGCCUCGACGAGAACGCUUUCUCGCUAAACAGUGGGACAACCUCAGGGAUGGGUCCAUCAGACAGGCUUUGAUGCGACGACACGCAGAGUGCUUGACGCUUCCAGCAACGGAAGAGCAAAAUCACGGGGAGACUGAAUCGGCUGACAUGAUUUUCCAAAGACUCAAGACUACUGUCAACCACUCGACUGAUGAUGAUUGGAUUCGUGAAGCAGGUCAUUCGAGCACAAGCCGAUGGCAAGAGUUUGGCACCCGUCACUUGGCGAAUGCCAGUAAAUGGUCUGUCUCUGUGGCGACGCCUUACUUCCUCCAAAAAGUGAGCAGUGGCGAGGCUCGAGGCGACGACUCUGAGUUGAGGGAGAACGUGUCCUGGACGACGCCACCUUACCUGAGUAUAAAGGGGGAUGGUCUCAAGGGUGAAUAUACCACACUUGCGAACCAUAAUAGUUGCGCAGCCCCUUUCACGAUGACUAUCCUAGCGCAGACGAUGGCGGAACUACAUUCUCGUAUGACAAGAACAAGACCGGGAAUAAACCUAACGGAAGCAGUACUAGAGAGUCGAUUUUCCGCAACCUCUCCGGAUGUUUUGUUGACAGGCCAUGUGAGCCCUUCUGCCUGGGAAGUUCUCGGAACACAGGACAUACAAGUCUGCUUCAACACGAACAGCGUAUUUGAUUUCAAGAGACUCCCUGCCGGCUGCAAGGAUGAGCUAAUCAGCUGCGAUGCCUUUGGCAGUCUGGAGAGCAUAUCGUUCGCCGCCGAUUGCCACACUCGAUCGUGGAUUGGCACGGCAAGUGGCUAUCCUGGACUGUAUGCCUGGUAUCCAUUGCAGCCCGGCCUAUCGAAGAAGCGUGUGGGCAGUGCUCGAGGUGUUCCAGCGUCCUGCUACCGAGCGGACGGCAAAGAAGUCAUGUCAUCAAUUUCACUCCAAUAUCUGCCCGAUGAGACGGAGUUUAAGGAUGUGGAACUUAUCGUCGACCCGGAAAGAGCCUUUGCGCUUCCAAGUGAGGCCGAGAAGAAACGAGCCGAAGAAGCACAAAUCGAAUUGCAGCAUGUAAAGGCCGUUCUCAGAGAUGCUUUCGGCGAGAAGGCACAUAAACUUGAAUCUACCAACUCCUUCUCAUUGGAGACGUACCCUUAUCCCGUCAGCACUUAUGCUCCAACCGAAUUCGACGGCGAUGACGUGAGCAUCAGUAACAACCUGUGGCUUGAAUAUGGUGAUGCUGCUAACAAGAGGAAUUGA